Molecule: messenger RNA, 498 nt
Organism: Zingiber officinale
Lineage: Eukaryota; Viridiplantae; Streptophyta; Magnoliopsida; Zingiberales; Zingiberaceae
Exons: 2
Coding region: 1-498 (165 amino acids)
Source: RefSeq, a predicted model, not a curated record
AUGUCGAAUAUACCCCUAGUCCACCGUAGUCGCCAUCCACUGUCGUCGGCUGCCGCUGCCCACCGCCGUCGGCCCCGCCCAUCGGACGCCGCCAGCGACCACCGCCAGCCGUCAGCGAACAUCGUCGGCCGCCGCCGAACAUCGCCGUCCGCUGCCGAACACCGUCAGCCGCCGGUGACCACCACCGUCGGCCGCCGGCGACCACCGUCGGCCGCCGGCGACCACCGUCGGCCGCCGGCGACCACCGUCGGCCGUCGACGACCACCACCGUUGCCCGUCGGCGACCACCGCCCGCCGGCGCCACCGGCGACCACUGCCGGUCGUUGCCCGCCGACCGCCGUUGCCGUCGGCGAUCGUCGUCGGCGUCCACCGUCGGUCGCCGCCGUCGUCGGUUGCCGGUGGCAGGUGCCGACGGAGGAGGCCAACGACGACCACCGUUGGUUGCCACAAGCUCCGGCAGAGGAAUUCUUCAUGACAACCAAACUGUCAGGUGAGUAA